This is a messenger RNA of Suricata suricatta (meerkat), 1737 nucleotides long. RefSeq names its product lanosterol 14-alpha demethylase. Lineage: Eukaryota; Metazoa; Chordata; Mammalia; Carnivora; Herpestidae. Gene Ontology annotation, molecular function: iron ion binding; monooxygenase activity; heme binding. Bases 145 to 1656 code for a protein of 503 amino acids. The record is from RefSeq and is a predicted model, not a curated record. The transcript has 10 exons.
ACGGGGUUUAGUUGGAGAGUUGGGGGCCGGGGCGGUCCAGACGCCUGUUUGCCAGCUUUUCUUGCUCCGCGGGUACGGAGGAGCGGUGGCGACCUCGGCCUCCAACCCCUCCAGCGAACUGUAGUGGAUGCUGCGGCGGCCAGGAUGAUGCUACUGGGAUUACUGCAGGCGGGAGGGUCGGUGUUGGGGCAGGCCAUGGAGCGGGUGACCGGCGGCAACCUCCUAUCCAUGCUGCUGAUCGCCUGCGCCUUCACGCUUGGCUUAGUCUACGUGUUUCGCCUCGCAGUCGGCCACCUGGCCCCCGUGCCUGUCGGGGCGAAAAGUCCACCAUACAUUUUCUCUCCAAUUCCAUUUCUUGGACAUGCCAUAGCAUUUGGGAAAAGUCCAAUUGAAUUCCUAGAAAAUGCAUAUGAGAAGCAUGGACCUGUUUUUAGCUUUACCAUGGUGGGCAAGACAUUUACUUACCUCCUGGGGAGUGAUGCUGCUGCACUGCUUUUUAACAGUAAAAAUGAAGACCUGAAUGCAGAAGAUGUCUACAGUCGCCUGACAACACCUGUGUUUGGGAAGGGAGUUGCAUACGAUGUGCCUAAUCCGGUGUUUUUGGAGCAGAAGAAAAUGUUAAAAAGUGGCCUUAACAUAGCCCACUUUAGACAGCACGUUUCUAUAAUUGAAAAAGAAACAAAGGAAUACUUUCAAAGUUGGGGAGAAAGUGGAGAAAAAAAUUUGUUUGAAGCUCUUUCUGAGCUCAUAAUUUUAACAGCUAGCCAUUGUUUGCAUGGAAAGGAAAUAAGAAGUCAACUCAGUGAGAAAGUAGCUCAACUGUAUGCAGAUUUGGAUGGAGGUUUCAGCCACGCAGCCUGGCUGCUGCCAGGUUGGCUCCCUUUGCCUAGUUUCAGACGCAGGGACAGAGCUCAUCGAGAAAUCAAGAAUAUUUUCUAUAAAGCAAUCCAGAAGCGCAGACAGUCAGAAGAAAAACCUGAUGACAUUCUCCAAACUUUACUAGAUUCUACUUACAAGGAUGGGCGUCCUCUGACAGAUGACGAAGUGGCAGGCAUGCUUAUUGGACUGCUCUUGGCGGGGCAGCAUACAUCCUCAACCACGAGCGCCUGGAUGGGCUUCUUUUUGGCCAGAGACAAAACACUUCAAGAAAAAUGCUAUUUAGAACAGAAAACAGUCUGCGGAGAAGACCUGCCUCCUUUGACUUAUGACCAGCUGAAGGAUCUAAAUGUACUUGAUCGCUGUAUAAAAGAAACAUUAAGGCUUCGACCUCCUAUAAUGACGAUGAUGAGAAUGGCCAAAACCCCCCAGACUGUGGCAGGGUAUACCAUUCCUCCAGGACAUCAGGUGUGUGUUUCUCCCACUGUUAAUCAAAGACUGAAAGACUCAUGGGUAGAACGUCUGGACUUUAAUCCUGACCGCUACUUACAGGACAAUCCAGCCUCAGGAGAGAAGUUUGCCUAUGUGCCAUUUGGAGCUGGGCGUCAUCGUUGUAUUGGGGAGAAUUUUGCUUAUGUUCAAAUCAAGACAAUUUGGUCCACUAUGCUUCGUUUAUAUGAAUUUGAUCUCAUUGAUGGAUAUUUUCCUGCUGUGAAUUAUACAACCAUGAUUCAUACCCCUGAAAACCCAGUAAUCCGAUACAAACGAAGAUCAAAGUGAAAAAGGCCGCAAGGAACUAAAAUGUGAAACAUCACUGUAAACUGCAAAAGCAUUUGAAGUGAAUGAAGUUUACGAAACAAC